Messenger RNA from Penicillium taxi, 1167 nucleotides. RefSeq lists its product as uncharacterized. Bases 1 to 1167 code for a protein of 388 amino acids. The transcript is spliced from 4 exons. NCBI's taxonomy places the organism in Eukaryota, Fungi, Ascomycota, Eurotiomycetes, Eurotiales, Aspergillaceae. The record is from RefSeq and is a predicted model, not a curated record.
AUGUCAUUAACUACGGCUGUAACAUCGACCUUGAACGCAUCUGCUACCGCAACAGGGACAACUGCCGUCAAUUCACGCUGUGACCUCAGCAAUAUCAGUACCAAUACAUAUGUCACUAGUGUCAAUGAGACCUGUAUUGAUAUUUCGCUUUCCGCCAAUGUCUCAACCUCAAUGCUAGAAAACAUAAAUGCUCUAGGAGUUGGUUGCAAUUACUUAUCAGUAAAUCAGGAGCUCUGUCUCCUAGGCAUAUGUGAUAUCUAUUUAGUACAGUCAAACGACACUUGUGCUUUGAUACUGUCCACCCUUUCACGGCAGGUUUCGCUGCUGGUCUUUCGGGCAUGGAAUCCAAACCCGAAAUGUUCUCGCAGUGCUGUCCCAAAAAAUACAGUAACAACAUCCAACGACGACUGUGGCUACUGGUAUACCAUCCAAGACGGCGAUACAUGCGAUAAUGUGACGGCCAAAUUCGAUAUCACUUCCCAGGACUUUUACUUUCUCAACCCCCAACUAGGCGGUAAAUGCUCUAAUUUAUGGGAAGGGAACAGUUAUUGUGUGGAGGCUGUUGGCAAUAUCCAGACAUACGCUGGGUAUUCCACAACUAGCCGCUCGGCAUAUACUACUCUAGCAUCAACCUUCAAUCUCAACGCUACCGCUACAGAUAAUUGGAAUAUGACGGCAUACUACAAUGUUUCCUCUGGCGAUCUAACUUCGGAGAUGCUCGACGAUGCAGCUUGGCUAUCAGAGUAUGAUAGAGUGUGUCUCAUUGAUGUCUCGCAACCACUGCCUACGCAGCCAUUUAAUAUAAGUAUAUCCCUUGGAGACCCGAGCACUACCCAGUUCACUUCGUCCACCAUAUUCUAUACAACUUCUACAGCCCUGACGGGGCAGUUGUCUACAAAGAUUGCACAAAGUACCACCACCACAGCCACAAAUUCCGAGUCCUCGUCGACUUCCACGACUUCAUCCUCAUCUGCCGAACCCAGUAGCACUGGUCUUAGAAUUUCCCCCGAUGGAACCUGUGGCGAGUCCUACGGGUAUACCUGUGCAGGUUCUCAGUUUGGAGAUUGUUGUGACAAUUGGGGCUAUUGGUACGCGAAAAACUUAAGAGUCUAUUAUAACUUCACGCGCAGCAGAAAGACUAAUACCCUGGUCCAGUGGUUCGACUAG